AUGCUUCAGGGCAUGCUUCAGGGCCAUGCUUCAGGGCUGCUUCAGGCCAUGCUUCAGGGCAUGCUUCAGGGCCAUGCUUCAGGGCAUGCUUCAGGGCCAUGCUUCAGGGCAUGCUUCAGGGCCAUGCUUCAGGGCCAUGCUUCAGGGCAUGCUUCAGGCCAUGCUUCAGGGCCAUGCUUCAGGGCAUGCUUCAGGGCCAUGCUUCAGGGCAUGCUUCAGGGCCAUGCUUCAGGGCCAUGCUUCAGGGCCAUGCUUCAGGGCAUGCUUCAGGCCAUGCUUCAGGGCCAUGCUUCAGGGCAUGCUUCAGGGCCAUGCUUCAGGGCCAUGCUUCAGGCCAUGCUUCAGGGCCAUGCUUCAGGGCCAUGCUUCAGGGCAUGCUUCAGGGCAUGCUUCAGGGCCAUGCUUCAGGCCAUGCUUCAGGGCCAUGCUUCAGGGCAUGCUUCAGGGCCAUGCUUCAGGGCCAUGCUUCAGGGCCAUGCUUCAGGCCAUGCUUCAGGGCCAUGCUUCAGGGCCAUGCUUCAGGGCCAUGCUUCAGGGCCAUGCUUCAGGGCAUGCUUCAGGGCCAUGCUUCAGGGCCAUGCUUCAGGGCCAUGCUUCAGGGCAUGCUUCAGGGCCAUGCUUCAGGGCAUGCUUCAGGGCCAUGCUUCAGGGCCAUGCUUCAGGGCCAUGCUUCAGGGCAUGCUUCAGGGCCAUGCUUCAGGGCCAUGCUUCAGGGCAUGCUUCAGG
Messenger RNA from Procambarus clarkii (red swamp crayfish), 726 nucleotides. Lineage: Eukaryota; Metazoa; Arthropoda; Malacostraca; Decapoda; Cambaridae. The record is from RefSeq and is a predicted model, not a curated record.